Molecule: messenger RNA, 2337 nt
Organism: Cuscuta europaea
Lineage: Eukaryota; Viridiplantae; Streptophyta; Magnoliopsida; Solanales; Convolvulaceae
Source: the annotation of a GenBank genome assembly
UCAUCAUUGUCAGGAAAAACUUCCUAAAUGCUUCCAGUCCACUGCCAGUGAAGAAGAAAUGGAGACUGAUGUCUCAGGCUGAUGAAGCUCACUCAAACCGAUUCAUAAGGUUUGUCUAUCUAAUCACCUAUUGUGUCCUACACAAUUCCUUCGCAUCUGUUCAAUGAAAUCAGAAUCAUCCGUCGCUGCCGACAGCUCCGCCACCAACUCCGCGCCGUCACAAUCGCUGCAAUCUCAACCGUUGAAAGUCUCGAUUUUGGCUGACCUCAAUGCUGAACCCCCCGAGGCCGACAACCAUGACUGCCUUCCCACAGCCCUCUCUACUCUACCGCCCGACACAACACCGAGGUCCCCUUUGUUCUUAUUUACUAUGAUAGUCACUGAUGAUAGGAGUCAGCAUAAGACGAGCAAUUAUGUUGAAGGAAUGGAUGUAGAAGGUAAGCAAAAAAAGUUUGGGAAAUGUCGGUCACGAAAUGGUAAGGCGGACAGCCCUCUUGAUUGUAAUGGAGCGGAUCCAGAUGCUGAGCAGAACAGUCAAGGAACUUCAUCACGUGAAGAAAAAGUUAGCAGCCUUAAAAAUGGAUUGAUACAUGUUGUGCGGAAAAUGCCUAAGAAUGCUCAUGCUCAUUUUAUACUUGGCUUAAUGUAUCAAAGGAUGGGUCAGCCUCAAAAGGCAUGUUCAGAAUACGAGAAAGCAGCAGAUAUUUUAGUUCGACCUGAAGAAGUAGUAGACAGGCUGGAGUUACUUUGUUUGAUCCAUACACAUCAUGCAGAGUGUAUCUUGCUAGGAGCAUUAGAUGACUGCAGUUCAGGCAAGGAACUAGAUCCUGUAGAACUGGAGGAGAUUUUUUGUAAACUGAAAGUCUCAAUGCAAGCUGAUGUUAGACAGGGAUCAAUUUGGAACAUUCUUGGCUUAAAACUUUUACGAACUGGUCGUUUGCAGAGUGCUAUAGCGGUUCUCUCCAAUGUAUUAGCAAUGGCGCCUAACAACUUGGAUUGCCUUGGAAACCUUGGACUCGCUUACCUUCAAAGUGGGGAUUUAGACCUUUCCGAGAAGUGCUUCCAAGAUUUAGUAAUGAAAGAUCCAAACCAUCCUGGUGCUUUGGUUAACUUUGCUGCCCUUAUGCUGUGUAAAUAUGGUUCAGUUGUUGCAGGUGCUGGAGCAAAUGCCAAUAGUGUGGCUCUCUCUGACCAAAUUGCAGCAGUCAAUGUUGCCAAGGAGUGUUUGCUAGCAGCUAUUAAUACAGAUCCCAGAGCAGCUCAUAUAUGGACAAAUCUUGCUAAUGCAUUUUAUUUGACCAAUGAUCACAGAAGUUCAGACAGAUGUUUGGAGAAGGCAGGAAUACUGGAACCUAAUUGUUUAGCAACACGAUUUGCCAUUGGAGUUCACCGAAUCAGGGAUGCUGAGAGGUCUCAAAAUCCUAAUGACCAAUUAUCUUGGGCUGGAAAUGAAAUGGCUUCAAUAAUUAGAGAAGGCGAUUCUAGCCUGACAGAGUCUCCAGUUGCAUGGGCUGGUCUUGCAAUGGUUCAUAAAGCCCAACAUGAAAUUGCAGCCGGGUUUGAAAUUGAUCAUAAUGAAUUGUCAGAAGUGAAAGAACGUGCCAUUUAUAGUUUAAAGCAGGCAGUUGCAGAAGAUCCUGAAGAUGCCAUUCAUUGGCACCAACUAGGCCUUCAUUUUCUCUGUACCCAACAGUUUAAAAUGUCACAGAAGUACCUCAAGACUGCGGCUGCAUGUCUUAGGAGCUGCUACGCCUGGUCAAAUCUUGGUAUCUCAUUGCAACUAUCAGCUGAGCCUUCAUGUGCUGAAGAUGUAUAUAAACAAGCUUUGUUAGUGGCAACCCCUCAACAAGCUCAUACAAUAUUUUCCAACCUGGGUAAUCUCUAUCGCCAGCUAAGAGAUUUUGAGUCUGCCAAGGCAAUGAUAACAAAGUCUCUUGAACUGCAACCCGGUUAUGCACCUGCGUAUAACAACUUAGGUCUCGUUUUUGUUGCUGAGGGCAAGUGGGAGGAUGCAAAGUUCUGCUUCGACCAGGCAAUCCUGCAUGAUCCACUACUGGAUUCAGCCAAGUCCAACAUGAUUAAAGCCAUGAACAUGCAGAGGAUGUACACCAGCAUGUCCUCGUAUCUAUGAUUUGUAAAGUGUGUUAGACUAAAAAAGUAAUGUGUGGUGUGUUGUACGUAAUAGUUAUAUGUAUGGAAUGCAAGUAUGAAAUCGAAAACUCUAACCUAAUAUGGUAUCCAUUUAUCACAAAUAGGCGUCAGGUGAAGGACAUUGGUUUCUUGCACAUAGACCGGUUCCUGUGCCAGGACUGGGCGAGUAAAAUGCAUGAAUGCGAA